This is a messenger RNA of Betta splendens (Siamese fighting fish), 1793 nucleotides long. Its product is annotated as bile salt-activated lipase-like. Gene Ontology annotation, molecular function: signaling receptor activity; sterol ester esterase activity; triacylglycerol lipase activity. NCBI's taxonomy places the organism in Eukaryota, Metazoa, Chordata, Actinopteri, Anabantiformes, Osphronemidae. Gene Ontology annotation, cellular component: postsynaptic specialization membrane; cell surface; synapse. The record is from RefSeq and is a predicted model, not a curated record. The coding region runs from base 82 to 1743 and encodes 553 amino acids. The transcript has 11 exons. Gene Ontology annotation, biological process: modulation of chemical synaptic transmission; neuron cell-cell adhesion; presynaptic membrane assembly.
CGGGGACCACACGGACCACGUGCUGCUGGAGCAGUGGGCCAUAAAAGCCUGGCUCAGAGUGAAGCUGCUGGUAGAGUGGUCAUGAUGCAGAAGCUGGGGCUGCUGGUUGCGGUUGCUGUGUUUCUGGAGACGGCGUCUGGGACCUCGCUGGGGCUGGUCCACACGGAGGGAGGCCUGGUGCAGGGGAAGAACGUGCGUCUGGGCAUCGGCCGCCACAUGGACGUCUUCAGGGGGGUCCCUUACGCCGCUCCCCCCGGAGCGUUCCAGAAGCCGACGCGGCACCCGGGCUGGGACGGUGUUCUGAAGGCCACGGAGUUCAGGAAGAGGUGCCUCCAGCUGAAUCUGCUCAUGACGGAGACCAGAGGCAGCGAGGACUGUCUGUACCUCAACAUCUGGGUUCCUCACGGCCAAUCAGUGUCCACUGGUCUGCCAGUCAUGGUCUGGAUCUACGGAGGAGGCUUCCUGGUCGGAGGCUCGAUGGGUGCGAACUUCCUGGACAACUAUCUGUACGACGGGCAGGAGAUCGCAGACAGAGGAGACGUCAUUGUGGUGACGCUGGGAUACCGAGUGGGAACGCUGGGCUUCCUGAGUACUGGAGAUGGAGACCUGCCCGGAAACUACGGUCUGUGGGACCAGCAAGCCGCCAUCGCCUGGGUGAGCAGGAACAUCCGGGCCUUUGGAGGAGACCCUGACAACAUCACCGUCUUUGGCGAGUCUGCAGGAGGAGCGAGCGUCAGCUUCCAGACACUCACUCCUCACAACAGGGGACUGUUCAAACGGGCCAUAUCCCAGAGCGGAGUGGCCCUGUGCCCGUGGGCAGUCAACAGGAACCCGCGCAGGUUUGCUGAGGAGGUCGCUAUAAGGGUGGGCUGCCCCACUAACGAGAAGAUGGCGGCCUGUUUGAAGAUGACCGACCCUGUGACCCUGACGAUGGCCGGCACGCUCAGUCUGUCCAGCUCAGUCGACAACCCGCUGGUCUACAACCUGGUCCUGUCUCCGGUCAUCGACGGUGACUUCCUGCCAGACGAGCCUCAUAAUCUGUUCCACAACGCCGCAGACAUCGACUACAUCAUUGGAGUCAACGACAUGGACGGACACCUGUUCACUGCCUUAGAUGUUCCUUCAGUCAACUCCGUGCUGGUGGACACCCCAGUUGACGAUGUGAAGAGGCUCCUGGGCUCCUACACGAAGGAGAAGGGCGUGGCUGGACUCAAGGACGCGUAUUCUACCUAUUCGUCAAACUGGGGCUCUAAUCCCAGUCAGGAGACCAUCAAGAAAACCAUAGUGGACAUCGGGACAGACUACAUCUUCCUGGUUCCUGCACAGACGGCUCUCUACCUUCACGCCUCCAACGCAGCAACGGGCAGAACCUACUCGUACGUCUUCAGUCAGCCCAACCGUAUGGGAGGCCUGGGUCGGCCUCUCCCCGGCUGGAUGGGAGCCGACCACGCAGACGACCUGCAGUAUGUGUUUGGGAAGCCCUUCACCACGCCGCUGGGCUACUGGCCUCGCCAUCGGGACGUCUCCCGCUACAUGAUCGCCUACUGGACCAACUUCGCCAGAACUGGAGACCCGAACAAUGGAGCGCUGAGUGUUCCUGUGACCUGGCCCGCCUUCAGCAGCGGAGAACGGUUUCUGGAGAUCAAUUCUAAGAUGAACAAGGAUUAUGUCAGGCAGAAACUGAGGCUGCGUUAUGUGCAUUUCUGGACCAGUGUGCUGCCCAGUCUCCCCACAACCCUGUGAGGAUGAAAGCAUCACCUGCACUGGGAGAGAAAUAAAAUGAGCAAUACAAA